AUGCCCCAUAAAGCCAUCUGGAUCGACAGCUUUAACCAGCUCUCAAUCCGGGAAAUCAAAGAGAACUAUGCUCCACUGGAGGCAGAGACACUCAUCAAAGUGUCGUUCAGUGGUAUCAACCCUGCUGAUCUGAAACACGGAAUAUACAUGGGGGUCAACGACAACGUGGCCGGUUAUGACUUCUCUGGGACCGUUAUCAAAGCAGGUCCUGGCUCUCGAUUCACAGCCGGGGAUAAGGUCGCAGGUCUUACCCCUGCAAUGAACCCUCGCCCCCAUAAGAAUGGAGCUCAUCAGCAGUACCUCAUCGCACCUGAUCUGACAGUGUUCCCUGUGCCGGAGCAUGUAUCCAUGGAGCUUGCCGCGACCCUUGCAGUUGCAACGCGUACAGCAAUCGAUGCUCUCUUUUGUGUGUUGGGCCUUCCCGAGCCCGGUUCGAAGUCAGAAAACCCCGGUGCACUUCUGAUCUGGGGAGGUGCCAGUGGUGUAGGAACAGCGGCGAUACAGCUAGCCUCUGCCGCUGGAAUCAGUCCUAUUCUUGUCACUGCUUCACCACAAAACCACGAGGCCUUGAAGAAGUUCGGGGCAACACAUUGUUUCAAUUAUCGCGAUGAGGACGUGGUAGAUCAGAUCAAGCUCUUAAUGUCUAAAUCUGGAAAACCUCUUACCUACGCCUUUGAUACCAUUGGCAAUGUUGGAUAUGCGCACAUGUCCGAUCUGUGCUUCUCAAGCUGCUCUACAGGUGCGAAGGUUGUGUCCACGAUUCCUCAUGGUAAAGCUCUCAAAUGCUUUGCAACAACCGCCACCGACUUCUCUUUCGAGAGCCCUAAUGGCAGAGUCACGUUCGCGGCUCGACUAGCCGAUGCGGAGCGAACUUCCCGAAUCUUGGAAUGGGCUGUGACUUCACUGAAAUCUUUUGCAAUGCCAACCCUGAGGACGGUUUCUGGGUAUGAGGCUGGUAUUGAAGCUAUUUUGGAAUCUGCUAAGGGAACUGCGAGCUUCGAGAAGGUUGUAGUGGCACAUGAUACUGUUUAA
This is a messenger RNA of Penicillium canescens, 1032 nucleotides long. Its product is annotated as zinc-binding alcohol dehydrogenase family protein. Lineage: Eukaryota; Fungi; Ascomycota; Eurotiomycetes; Eurotiales; Aspergillaceae. Gene Ontology annotation, molecular function: oxidoreductase activity, acting on NAD(P)H. The coding region runs from base 1 to 1032 and encodes 343 amino acids. The record is from RefSeq and is a predicted model, not a curated record. The transcript has a single exon.